AUGGUAGAGGUCAUGUUGCAAAAAGAGGAAAACAAUGGAUAUAUAAUUAUUGCAAAUUACCUGCUGAGUGACGGGGCUAAAGUCCGCACUACUGAUCCUGCCUAUUUGUCUCGGGUGGAGAAGUACUUCAGUAAAUUGCUGCCUCUGGUGACUCCACUACAAGUCAUCUAUGGAGGUCCUAUUAUCAUGUUUCAGGUGGAGAAUGAGUAUGGAUCUUUGAGAGAUCCAGAACAUAAGUACAUGGUGGAGCUGAAACAUAUUAUGGAUAGUCAUGGUGUCAAAGGGCUUUACUUCACGUCUGACUCUCCAGAACCUUCCCUGGACACCGGAGCCUUGCCGGACCUGGGGGUGCUUCAAACUGCAAACUUCAAAAUGGAUGGACCACUUCAGAUGAGAACUCUUCAACAGUUGCAGCCUGACCGGCCCAUUAUGGCUAUGGAAUUUUGGACUGGCUGGUUUGACCAUUGGGACAAGCCACAGCAUGAAACCUUCCAUUCUCUGGUGUACCUGGAGAAAUUGAAGGAGAUUCUGGCAUUCCCUGCAUCUGUCAAUCUGUACGUGUUCCAUGGAGGAACCACUUUUGGAUUUCUGAAUGGUGCCAACAAUGACGAUACUGAGGACUCCUACCAUCCAGAUAUUUCCAGUUAUGACUAUGACGCAAUUGUGACAGAGGCUGGAGAUUACACAGUGAAGUACACUGCCACCCUAGAGCUCUUUCGGGAAAUCCAUUCUCACCUGUACCAUCCACCACCACCACCCAUUGCACUGCCUCGUAUCCUGGCUCUUUCCUUACAGCUGACACAGGAACUGCCCUGGCCUCAGAUCGUCUCACAGCUGCCAACCCCAAAAGGUGAACUGAAAAAUCGCAAGGAUUUCAUCUUUAUGGAAGACCUCCCAGUGGAUGGGGAAGGAAGACACCAGAGCUUUGGAUACGUGAAGUACACUAGAGGCAUCAAGGUGAAUGAACUAGGAGCCAAGCUGAGGCUGAAAGGCAGAGUGAGGGACGUGCUCAUAGUUCUGGUGGACAACAAGCGUCAGACAAUUGUUCUCUCAGAGGGUAGUCAGACAGACGAGUUUGGAUUUUGGGCAUCUCAAGAAGAUGAGCUUGAGCUGAAAGUGGGUCCUGGGGAGCACACACUGGAGCUGUUGGUUGAGAACUGUGGUCGUAUCAACUAUGUCAAGACACUGGAAUGGCUCUCACAGAAGAAGGGGCUAGGGCCUGACAACAGUAUCACUCUUGAGGGGGCAGAGUUCACGUCUGGCAUCGAUGUGGUUGGCAUGCCUUUCUUAUCGGAGUGGGUCAGCAGAUUGUCAGGAUGGCAGGACAGAGUGAGGGUUGGAGAAAAGGAGGCUCCCAGUUUGAUUAAGGCAGAAUUCCACCUUUCAUCUGACCAGAUCUCUGACACAUUCCUUGAUAUUAGAGCCUGGAAGAGAGGUGUUGUCUAUGUUAAUGGCUUCAACAUCGGCCGGUACUUCUCUGGAGGUCCUCAGCUAACCAUGUAUAUACCAGCUCCAUUGCUCAGAGCUGGUCAAAACACGAUAAUGAUCUUCGAGCACUAUGUCAACGCUCCGACAAUACAAUUGCUCACGGAUCCAAUAUUUUUGUAAUUUAAGAGAUGUAAGAUUUCUUACAUUGUGUUGUACAUUCUAGGGGUGUUUUGUAUAUAGAAUGAAAUUUUGUGAAUAAACUCUUAUUUUCUUAUA
Homalodisca vitripennis (glassy-winged sharpshooter) is the source of this 1704-nucleotide messenger RNA. RefSeq names its product beta-galactosidase-1-like protein 2. The record is from RefSeq and is a predicted model, not a curated record. The transcript has 10 exons. Lineage: Eukaryota; Metazoa; Arthropoda; Insecta; Hemiptera; Cicadellidae. Gene Ontology annotation, biological process: carbohydrate metabolic process. Gene Ontology annotation, cellular component: vacuole. Gene Ontology annotation, molecular function: beta-galactosidase activity. The coding region runs from base 1 to 1608 and encodes 535 amino acids.